Messenger RNA from Cylicostephanus goldi, 798 nucleotides. NCBI's taxonomy places the organism in Eukaryota, Metazoa, Nematoda, Chromadorea, Rhabditida, Strongylidae. The record is from the annotation of a GenBank genome assembly.
AAUAUGGCAGCUCUGAGAAUAGAAUUUGUAAAAAAUAAGAAAUGCGGGCCAUCGAAGUUUACACAAGAGGCUUGUAAGAAAAAUGAAGACAAAAACAGGCAACAGUCCGGUCCUAUACAAGAAACACUGGAAGACUUCUGGCAUAUGAUCUAUACCGAGAGAAGCGCAGUCAUUGUGAUGUUAUGUGCAUUCAAAGAGGGUGUGCUACAACUGCUUGCGAUUUACAACAUCACUAGUGAUUGUUUAGGCCCUAAUGAAAAAUGUGCACUUUACCACCCGAAAACAACAAACGAAUGCGGAAAGUUUGGUCCUUAUAGAGUAUAUCUGAAAGAGGAAAAAGACAGCCCUAUUACUGGAGUAACUUACAAGAUUCUUUGUGCGAAGAAGAACAGGAGAAACCCGUUUGAAGUUCAUCAUUUGGCGUAUACGGAUUGGCCUGAUCACACUGCUCCCAAUGAUCCAACUUCGAUAGUGGCAAUGAUGAGAUUUGCUCGAAUGUUGGCCAAAGGAAGUACGAUUACAGUGCAUUGCUCUGCGGGGAUUGGUCGUUCUGCUACGUUUGUCGAUUAUGCCAUGCAGCGGAUAAAACAGGAUUCUAAUGUUACCAUGGUUGCUAUUUUGAAGGAAUUGAGAGAACAACGAUACCAAUGCGUUCAGGGCAUCAUUCAAUAUAUUUUCUUACACGAAGGUGCUGUAAGAAAGGACGAACUUCAGUCGUAUUUCAAUGGCUACAGAAGAAUGCUGGCACUUUUCAACAAGAAGAUCGCAGCGAAGAUGAAAGAUAAGGCACAAGGGUAG